AAUGUCAUGUAUAAACUGCAAAAAGAAAAACAUAUCCAAAUUGAUUCCAUAGAUAAAAACCCUCAAGUUGAAUCAGAAAAAAAAAACAAUCGAUCGAUUUUAGCAGCUUUGUUGUUUUCUUCCUAUAUUAAAUCGCAUUAGAAGUGUAUAUAGAAUUGAUUUUUAUUCAUUUUUUCGGUAUGUUUUAGUGAAUUCAGAAUCGUUGUUUUAUCAGUGCAAAUAUUGGUUCUGGAUUGUUACUGAAAUGUUGAAGCCUGAUCUACAGCACCAGUUUUGGGUGACAAAGAAAGCCGUUCAACGCAAAUUGGGAACGAAAGAAGAUGAAUGUAUUGUAUCGUCGGACGCUGAACUAGACUCGAAAAUUGAUUUACUCAAGUCAAUUGGCGACAGUUGUUCACAUCUCAAGCGUAUCCUCGACAAUUAUCAAGAGAAAAUUUGCAUUCUAGCACAAGAAGAGAAUGCAUUGGGCGUUUUCCUCAAAGAAUCAAGUAAACAUAGCACAACUACAAGCAAAGCCAUGAGCUGUGCCGGAAAAUCGAUUUCGUUUUGUGGACAACAACACAUGAAAAUCCGAACACCAUUGGUGCGAUUGCAUCAUGAGGUCGAAACAUUCAAUGGCCAAGCGAUAAAAGAUACUUACAACACGGUACAGGCAAUGGAACGGGAACGCACCGAGUAUCGAGCCGCAUUGGGUUGGAUGAAAGCGGCCAGCGCACAAUUGGAUCCAGAUAAAGGCAGAGGUCUUGAUAAAUUCCGUAAUGCUCAAAUGUAUGUGAGAACGGCCAAAACUAAAUUUGACACAAUGACAUUGGAUUGCUUGCAGAAGAUUGAUCUAUUAGCCGCAGCUCGUUGCAAUAUGUUUUCACACGUUUUGGCCGCAUAUCAAACAGCUUUAAUCGACUUCGCAACAAAAACGUCGUACACAUUUCAAGCGGCCUUAAAAAUUCUCGAAGAAAAACCACAGUAUAAUUUCACCAUUUUAAAAGAUUUAACACAAGUUCCAGUAGUAUGCGAUACCAAUCAAACUGAAUCAAAAGAAAUUACCCCAAUCGAUUUCGAUCAAAUGCUAUUCUUCAAAGAAGAUUUCGAGGACGAAGUCAAAUCAUCAGAAAAAGAUAGUUCAGCCGAAAAGCCUGUAAAGAAAACGGCCGAAGAGCCGACAACAUCAAAAAGUGAAGCCAGUAUAAGCGCAACAAGUGAAAUGAAACCCACUGUAGAUGAUUCGACCAUUUUCGAUUUGCUCGAUUUAUCAACGACCGAACCAACUGAAACCGAUUGUUUGCUAGACAUUUUCAAUAGUGCGGCAAAUAGUUGCAAACCAACUCCAGCCACCGCACAAUCAUCAUCGAAUAUUUUAAUGUUUGACUUUCUAAAAAAAAUACCAGGUUCAACGUCGGCGACAUCGGCGACGAUGGAAGCAAAUAGUAGUAAAAAGGGUGCGAUCAGUAAACCAAAGAUGAACGAUAAGAAAACAUCGGCAUGGAUGGAUUUGUUUGCUGAUCUUGAUCCGUUGGCCAAUCCUACGAAUAUGGAAAAAAAGAUCGCCGGAUUGAAUCAGAAUUGCUUAGACGCGUAGACAAGAAAGCAAACAAACAAACAUAUAGAAGCGAUGAAAAACGUAAACAUCGACAACCGAUCUCCGUUCAUAUUGAGUUUAUCUCGGAGUUUGUGUCUGUUUGAAAGCAUACAACCAACACGGAAUUAACAUAUUCAGUUUGUAAUUUUUUUUCUUCUCUUCUAUAUUUUUUUUUUCUCUCAAACAAAAUAGAUACGUUUUCAUGACGCUAAUUCAGUGUGUCUUGAAUAUUGAAUAAUUUGCUGUGUGUGUGUAUCAACUUCUGGAAUCUAAUGUAACAGAUCUCAUAUUGUUUUUUUUUUUUUAAUUUUUUUAAAUUAGAUUUUAAUCCAGACAUGUGUUGUAACUAAAUAUGUUCAUUCUUGAAUUUGUCAUCAUUCUCUUGAUUUUUUUAAAAAUAAAAACUAUGAAGAUCAAGCAAA
Molecule: messenger RNA, 1998 nt
Organism: Sitodiplosis mosellana (orange wheat blossom midge)
Lineage: Eukaryota; Metazoa; Arthropoda; Insecta; Diptera; Cecidomyiidae
Gene: ICA69
Product: islet cell autoantigen 1
Exons: 4
Coding region: 245-1576 (443 amino acids)
Biological process (GO): regulation of transport
Cellular component (GO): Golgi apparatus
Molecular function (GO): protein domain specific binding
Source: RefSeq, a predicted model, not a curated record